AUGAUUCAUUCAUCGAUUUCAUUUGCAGCAUGUCAUCAUCCAUCCAUUUUUGAUGAUUCGUUCAUUGCACCUAUAUUCCUCCUCUUCCUCUUUUAUGCUCUUCUUCUUGAUUUUCCUAUACCAACCUUGUUAUAUAUAUAUAUAAAGAAACGUCGUCGUAGUCGUAGAUAUUAUUCUACAGUCCUUUCUGUCUCUGAUUGA
Molecule: messenger RNA, 201 nt
Organism: Cavenderia fasciculata
Lineage: Eukaryota; Evosea; Eumycetozoa; Acytosteliales; Cavenderiaceae
Exons: 2
Coding region: 1-201 (66 amino acids)
Source: RefSeq, a predicted model, not a curated record